AACCUCGAUGUGCGAAAGUCGCAAGUGCAUCUUGUCUAUAGGGCGUGGUAAAUGAGUAAUAGCAACGACAUGGAUAACGAGUGGAAUUCGGAGCUGUACCGUACGGUUCCACAAAUGGAACAAGCCGAGAUCAAGGAAAAUGCGUCACCAAACGUGGAGGCCAGACCAAGGCGCUCUCAGGGAAACAUGUUCGUGCAGAGCAUGUUCGACAUGACGCUAAUAACGAUUAACUUUUGCCAAAUAUGCUACAUCCUUAAGGUCGGUCCUGCAAUGGGAUGGUUGUAUUAUUUUUUGCUGGGACUGUUUGGAGCGUCGCUCAUAUUGCUGUUUUUGCACGGAAUUAUGGGGCUGUGUGGAAGACUACGAUGCAGCAAGCCUCUGCCCGUUGGCUGUUUUAAUUUUUUGUACAACGCUUCCAUGUUCAUGGUCGUUCUCGUUUACCUCGUAAACCUUAUCGGGAAUGUGCUGAUGCUAAAGGAAGCAGAAAAUAAGUGCCAACUUAUGUUGGAACAUAGCAGAUCGUUUAUGUCCUUCGCAACGGAUUCACCACAACAUCCUCAAGGUGUAGAAAAUGGAUCAUAAAAUAAACAGCUGAUAUUGAAUUGUGAG
Messenger RNA from Anopheles nili, 609 nucleotides. RefSeq lists its product as uncharacterized. Gene Ontology annotation, biological process: cell adhesion; tissue regeneration. The record is from RefSeq and is a predicted model, not a curated record. Gene Ontology annotation, cellular component: membrane. Lineage: Eukaryota; Metazoa; Arthropoda; Insecta; Diptera; Culicidae. The transcript is spliced from 3 exons. The coding region runs from base 52 to 582 and encodes 176 amino acids.